CACGUGAUUCCCUACCGUGAGAAAGUAUGCAACCUUUUUGCAAAAAAGCUAGACAUGAAUUUAGUAAGAGCAGGCAUCCAAAUUUUGAUCGAGUGCACAGGCAGCUUGUAAGACAUAAAGUUCCGAUAUGCGAGGCUUUAGAACAAUUAAGUUCUGACUGGAUAUUUUUCUGUUUUGUCAAAAUUUUAUAUUGCAAUGUUUACCAGUCGCGUAAAUUUUCUGAAGCUUAUUGCGAAACGAUGAGGAAUUAUCAGGAAGAUGACGUUGGCAAACGGAGUGUGGUAUGGACACCAGACUUAUUUGAUGUAAAAUUAGUCAAAAUGUUUCUGGAUCUGGAUGGGAAUAUUGAUAACGAAAUAUUAGAUAAACAUAUUUGUCUUCAUUUGAAAAACUUGCAACAUUUUUGGACAACAUUUCAGAUAUAAACAAAAUUCUAGAAGAGCAACAAGAUGACAUUACAUUGACAGAUGAACAAUGGACUGCCAUAUUUGGAACGCAUGUGUUGAGAAAGCUAGCAGUUUAUAAUGAAAUGAAAAUAGAUUCAGGCUACGCUGACUUGCUAGUAAAUAUGGAAUGUCCUUGUGGAUGUAAUACUCCAAUAAAUGUUGGUGACAACAGCAUUGGUCAUAAGGAGGUUUGGAAUGGUAUUGUUGACAUAAUGCUUGGACCUUUAGCAGUUUCUGGUGCUAAAUCAAAAGUUGAGGACAAAGUUUUAGAGGACAGUAACACUGUGUGUGAACUUGAUACAAGUGGGAAACUUGAAGAGGCAAAACACCAGUUGAUUUCAGAAACUAUAACAUUUGCUUUUACAAUGCAGAGUGUUGUUCCAUUACUUGGAAUUUCAAAAGAAAACUUUCGAGUAUAUAUGUAUGACCCAGAUGAAGACUUACUAUAUGAAUCAACAACUAUACCAUUAUUUGUGUUUCCAGUAGAAGGGAGACAACUUCACAUAACAUCUAUAAUUGCCCUUUGGAUGAUAGUAAAUUUUGAUCAUUUCUUUACAGGUGUGAAAUGUAACCAGAUAGAGUUUGGUUACAAGGCGGAUUUAAACAAAUUUCUUGAUGAAUACCAUUGUGACAUUUAUAAACAUCAUCUUAGAAUUGGUGGUUUAAGGCAUGUUAAAAGUAAACAUAGUAAGGAAGCUCACGCUGGAAUGAAUAUGGGAAAGUUUAACAGACUUAUAUCAUCAUGAUCCAGAGCAGAAGAUGAGUCUAAAGUUGUGAAAUUGUGGAUUAAUGGUUUAGGCCAUUUCGGAAAUAACUUAUAAAUUACAAUUUUUUUAGAAAUCAUCUGUCUCAUCUUAGUCUGACAUUAUAAGAAAAAUCCGGUACAUUGUCGCAUGUUCUGUGUGGACUUACCGGUAUGUAGGAAAAUUUAAUCACUGUAUUUUUUGUCUUGACAACUUCCCAAAACUAAU
This is a messenger RNA of Ruditapes philippinarum (Manila clam), 1417 nucleotides long. RefSeq lists its product as uncharacterized. The transcript has 3 exons. The record is from RefSeq and is a predicted model, not a curated record. Lineage: Eukaryota; Metazoa; Mollusca; Bivalvia; Venerida; Veneridae. Bases 530 to 1192 code for a protein of 220 amino acids.